Saccharomyces cerevisiae S288C is the source of this 3084-nucleotide messenger RNA. RefSeq names its product metalloendopeptidase (gene STE23). Gene Ontology annotation, molecular function: metal ion binding; metalloendopeptidase activity. NCBI's taxonomy places the organism in Eukaryota, Fungi, Ascomycota, Saccharomycetes, Saccharomycetales, Saccharomycetaceae. Bases 1 to 3084 code for a protein of 1027 amino acids. Gene Ontology annotation, cellular component: cytoplasm; mitochondrial matrix; mitochondrion. The record is from RefSeq and is marked reviewed. The transcript has a single exon. Gene Ontology annotation, biological process: proteolysis.
AUGGGCGUAUCUCUUUUAGCUUCUUCUUCUGCAUUUGUAACUAAACCACUCCUCACUCAAUUGGUUCACCUCUCACCUAUCAGUCUCAAUUUCACCGUAAGACGCUUCAAGCCAUUCACGUGCUUAUCACGCUAUUACACAACAAAUCCUUAUAAUAUGACAUCCAAUUUUAAGACAUUCAAUCUGGACUUUUUAAAGCCGGAUUUAGACGAAAGAUCGUAUCGGUUUAUUGAGCUACCUAAUAAGCUGAAGGCUCUGUUGAUCCAGGACCCAAAAGCAGAUAAAGCAGCAGCGUCGCUAGACGUCAAUAUUGGCGCCUUUGAAGAUCCAAAGAACCUACCUGGAUUGGCGCAUUUCUGCGAGCAUCUUUUAUUCAUGGGCUCUGAGAAAUUUCCAGACGAAAACGAAUACUCGAGCUAUUUAAGCAAGCACGGUGGUUCAUCCAAUGCCUACACAGCAUCGCAAAACACAAAUUAUUUUUUUGAGGUUAAUCACCAACAUUUAUUUGGUGCGCUAGACAGGUUUUCAGGGUUUUUCUCUUGUCCUCUUUUCAACAAGGACUCUACUGAUAAAGAGAUCAACGCCGUUAACAGCGAAAACAAAAAGAACUUACAGAAUGAUAUUUGGAGAAUUUACCAAUUAGACAAGUCUUUGACCAAUACAAAACAUCCAUAUCACAAAUUUUCUACAGGAAACAUCGAAACUUUGGGCACAUUGCCAAAGGAAAAUGGACUAAAUGUUAGAGAUGAACUGUUAAAAUUCCAUAAGAAUUUUUACUCCGCUAACCUAAUGAAGCUAUGUAUUCUUGGUAGAGAAGACCUUGAUACUCUCUCUGAUUGGACUUAUGAUCUCUUCAAGGAUGUAGCCAAUAACGGUCGUGAAGUACCCCUUUAUGCGGAACCUAUUAUGCAGCCUGAGCAUUUGCAAAAAAUAAUUCAAGUCCGUCCUGUGAAAGAUUUGAAAAAACUAGAAAUCUCUUUCACUGUCCCUGAUAUGGAGGAACAUUGGGAGUCCAAGCCACCGAGGAUAUUAAGUCAUUUAAUCGGCCAUGAAGGGUCCGGUUCAUUACUAGCACAUUUGAAAAAAUUGGGCUGGGCCAAUGAGCUAUCUGCUGGUGGGCAUACUGUGUCCAAAGGAAAUGCUUUUUUUGCUGUCGAUAUAGAUUUAACAGACAACGGGUUGACACACUAUCGCGAUGUUAUUGUCUUGAUCUUCCAGUAUAUUGAAAUGUUGAAAAACUCACUACCUCAAAAAUGGAUAUUCAAUGAACUGCAAGAUAUCUCUAAUGCUACCUUCAAGUUUAAGCAAGCUGGUAGCCCAUCUUCCACAGUUUCAUCAUUGGCAAAAUGCUUGGAAAAGGAUUACAUUCCUGUUAGCAGAAUUUUAGCCAUGGGUUUGUUAACGAAAUAUGAACCUGAUUUGCUUACCCAAUAUACGGACGCUCUGGUCCCGGAAAAUUCUCGUGUUACUCUGAUCUCAAGGAGUUUAGAAACAGAUUCUGCUGAAAAAUGGUAUGGUACUGCGUAUAAAGUGGUAGAUUAUCCGGCAGAUUUAAUAAAAAACAUGAAAUCGCCAGGUUUGAACCCUGCUCUGACUUUGCCACGUCCAAAUGAAUUCGUUUCAACAAAUUUCAAGGUUGAUAAAAUUGACGGUAUAAAACCAUUAGAUGAACCUGUUUUGUUAUUAUCCGAUGACGUCAGCAAAUUAUGGUACAAGAAGGACGACCGAUUCUGGCAACCACGAGGCUACAUUUACUUGUCUUUUAAACUUCCACAUACGCAUGCAAGCAUCAUUAAUAGUAUGCUUUCUACGCUAUACACUCAGCUGGCCAACGAUGCCUUGAAAGAUGUACAAUAUGAUGCUGCUUGUGCCGAUCUUCGUAUAUCAUUCAAUAAAACUAAUCAAGGCCUCGCCAUUACCGCGUCUGGGUUCAACGAAAAAUUGAUCAUUCUAUUAACAAGGUUUUUACAAGGCGUUAAUUCAUUCGAACCUAAGAAGGAUCGUUUUGAGAUUUUGAAAGAUAAGACCAUACGUCACUUGAAAAACCUUUUAUAUGAAGUUCCUUAUUCACAAAUGUCGAAUUACUACAAUGCUAUAAUAAAUGAACGUUCUUGGUCAACUGCAGAAAAAUUACAAGUCUUUGAAAAAUUGACCUUUGAACAAUUGAUCAACUUCAUACCCACCAUUUACGAAGGCGUUUAUUUUGAAACUUUAAUCCACGGAAACAUAAAACAUGAAGAAGCAUUGGAGGUGGAUUCUCUGAUCAAGUCUUUGAUUCCAAACAACAUUCAUAAUCUGCAGGUUUCUAACAACCGGUUGAGAUCCUACUUACUUCCUAAAGGCAAAACUUUCAGAUAUGAAACUGCUUUGAAAGACUCCCAGAAUGUUAACUCAUGUAUUCAACAUGUCACCCAGCUAGAUGUCUAUUCAGAAGACCUAUCUGCCCUCAGCGGAUUAUUUGCGCAAUUGAUUCACGAGCCAUGUUUUGAUACCUUAAGAACAAAAGAGCAAUUGGGCUACGUUGUUUUUAGUUCGAGUUUGAACAAUCACGGUACAGCGAACAUUAGGAUCUUGAUUCAGUCAGAACAUACCACGCCAUAUCUAGAAUGGAGAAUAAACAAUUUUUAUGAAACUUUUGGCCAGGUUUUGAGGGAUAUGCCAGAAGAGGACUUUGAAAAACACAAAGAGGCGUUAUGCAACAGUCUAUUGCAAAAAUUCAAGAAUAUGGCCGAGGAAAGCGCCAGAUACACAGCAGCAAUUUACUUAGGUGAUUACAAUUUCACACAUCGUCAAAAAAAGGCUAAGCUCGUUGCUAACAUUACAAAGCAGCAAAUGAUAGAUUUUUAUGAGAAUUAUAUAAUGAGCGAGAACGCAUCGAAGUUGAUUCUACAUUUGAAAUCUCAAGUGGAAAACAAAGAGCUCAAUGAAAAUGAAUUGGACACCGCUAAGUAUCCAACUGGCCAGUUGAUCGAAGAUGUCGGGGCAUUCAAGUCGACGCUGUUUGUAGCUCCCGUUCGUCAACCAAUGAAAGACUUCGAGAUUUCCGCGCCUCCUAAGCUGAAUAAUAGUUCUGAAUCAGAGUGA